This is a messenger RNA of Symbiodinium sp. CCMP2592, 4980 nucleotides long. The record is from the annotation of a GenBank genome assembly. NCBI's taxonomy places the organism in Eukaryota, Dinophyceae, Suessiales, Symbiodiniaceae.
AUGGUCCAGGUUUUUUGCUGGAUCGGCACGCACGAACCAGAGCGAGCGGCUUUGCAAGAGCACCCGCUGGGCUGCAAUCUUUCGCAUGAUCAGAUUCUUGCUGCAGCACGAAUUGAAGCCGAUUUCGUCAAUCAGCCGUUGUCUCUGCUUCAGCCAGAUCAGAAGUGGCAACGCAACCUGUGGCAAAGCAUAUUCAGCAUUGAUUUUCUACGGAAUGAUUUGUAUUUCUUCCGAGUGUGCGAUUUGGUUCCUUUCGAGCAGCCCAUUUGUUUGCCAGUAACAGACCGACGGCGUUUGCAAAAUUUUUUCUGCAAGCUGGACCCUCAUGCUCCUGGAGAUCUGUUCCGGAAAUUAGCUUCGGAGGGCAAGGAAGAAGAGUGGCUAGUUGACGACUGCAAUGCAUAUUUGUUCGUGCGUUUGCCAUCAGCAGUGGCCUACCACGUGGCAGCAGGCCUGUGGCAGUCAUUCGCUUUGCCAGACCCUCCCAAGGGCGCCCUUUCUUCUGUGGGUGUGCGCUUGAAAAAAAAGAUCAUGGGUUGGCACUUCAUUCAGGGACUUGUUCGGGAGUUCGUCCUUCCAAGCUUGGAGGAUCUGGACCAGGAGAGCAACCUGCCGGGAACAUCGUUUUCAGCUGAUUCCGCUGGGCAUGCUGCAGAACUUAUACGUGUGAUGUCUGCGCGUUUUCUUUCAGAUGACGACUCAGACCUUUUGCAGCAGUGCUCGCGUGCCGUCGCAGAGUUGCAGCAUUUUCAGGAUGAUAUGGGAUCAGGGAGCAUGAUGCACCGGGUGUUUCAGUCCAGAGGGAGAGUCUGUAGCUCCAGAAUGGCAUAUCGGUCAACAUUCCUGAUUCAAUGCCUUUUGUUGUGUAGCCACCUGCGUGAUGCUGGGGACUUGAAGCAAGUACUCGUGCAAGCAGUGAAACUUGUGCUGCCAAAAUCCUUGGCAGAGAUUGUGCUUGAAGCCCUUGAAGGAGAGGACAGUGACAGGGUCCGCUUGCCGAGUGCGGCCAGGAUUUCGAGGGCUCGCAUGACCGUCGACUCUGCCUACAUGCUUCACUGCCGGCGAAAAAAUCAGCAAGACUGUGCAAAUGGUGGGGUGCUGCGAUACGUGAUGGUGGAUUCCUCGGUGCAAGGGCAUUACGAUUUCGAGUUGAUUCGGGUCACAAGCAUGAGAACUUCUGAUAGUGGCAACAUGUAUCUCUUAGCCCAAGAAGCUUACAACAUGUGGGAAAGUGUUGUUUCGGAAGUGGCCGCGUGUGUUUUUCCGGAUGAAGAAGACUUGGCCAAGCACAUUGCCGAGACCAAAGAGAAAGAGCAGCUGCUGCAUGCACAAAUCUGUGCAGGCUUGGAGGUGCACCUACUCCCAGCAGUGGUUCUUUGCAGCGGACACAGCAGUUUGUUCCACAAGUUUCAUACGACAGUUCAUGCUUUUUGGCUUGAGACCGGCAACCCGCUUGCGUUGCAAGAGUACUGCAAAAGCAUAUUUUCGUUUACAACAGAUCAAGGCGUAGAGUACAACAUUCGGAAAGUACCACCAAUUCCUGUGAAGACGCUUUUUCCGUGGGUUCCAAGCAGCAUUCCUGAAGAAACCGAAGAGCUUUCACUCGCGCCUCUGCGUGAACAUCAGUUGGAGCUGGAUGCCGAGGUAGACUUCACACGAUCAUGCGGGAUCGCCGGUUUACUUCACAUUAUGCACAACAGCACCAUGGACUUAGGUCGAUCCAUGACGACCUUCGAUUCGGUAGUGAAGAAAAUGGCUCAUCUUUCCAAAUUCUUGGCCCGAAAGGAUCCCAAAGAUCGUUUGCUGAAGUCUUGCUUCAGUGGCCCUAUAACACAGCAUUUGCAGAAGGAGAUCAAAGCCUUGAAAGUGAAGUUGAACCCCUCCCGAUGGGGUUCCAUAGCAGUUUGUGUUUCAGAGUUGCUAAAAGUAGAAGCCGCUCUCCGGUAUGCGUGGGAUUCAGAGAAAUACGGCAGCUCGCGGCCUGGCGAUGCUGCAGCUCAACAUGGCAGCAGCGUGGACCUUUCGAUCGUCAAUGAUGCAAUCUCGGACCCCGAUUUCUGGGGAAACUUGCACAUGCUUGAAAGCUUGGCCAGAGUGAUUCAGGGUUGCCUGACAUGGAUAGGCUGCCCGUGCCAUUGGGAAUUGUGGGAUAUCACAGACCUCGAAUUUCCAAAGGAUGUUCAAGCUGUGUGGAGGGCUUGCCCUCUUCGUGGAUGCCGGGCACCAGAAAUCGCUGAAGGUGCUUUUCAGCGACUCUUGCUAGAUCUUAGCAAUAAGAGGGCCUCUGAGCUGCUGACGACCCUGCCACGAGAACUGAGUCCAGAGUCACGGGCACUGUUGCUGCAAGAGUUUGAACGUGCCAGGUCGCACUUGGUUUUCAUUGUGAAUCUGCGGCUGGACCACUGGAGGAAGCCUCCCUGGUGUGUUUUCGGCUGUGCCCAUCCUUCUGCAAAUGUCCGGAAAAGGUUUCUCCGGACCUGUCUGCAGAUUCCUGCAGACACACCACUUGUUGCAGAGCUACAAGAGCGAAGCAUGCGUGAACAAGUAUUGCAAUUCUUGGAUGACGAAGCAGACCUGGAUGCCUUGCCGCUGCUAGCCAAGUUCCUAGGCCGUCUGUAUUUUUGCCCAGUGGCCGAGAGAGCCGUGGAGGGCGAUCACGCCCAGGUCCACAAGAAGAUCGCCUUGGCUCGCAACCACACCGCUGCGUACGUGAGCCUGGCCCGCAGGAUGAGAUCCAUUCGAGAUGCGAUUGCAGCCGAUCCGAACAUGCUUGACACUUUGGCCGGGUACCAUGACCAAGUUCACUCUGGGCCCAGGGUUUUGCAAGCAUUGGGAUUAGCCCAUCACCCUUCAGCUGCGUACAUAAAGCACUACAGGGACCCGAUGCACCUUAAAAUCAUUUACCAUUGUGACCCUGCGACUAUGUUUCAGCCAGCAUUGAAGAUAGUGUCUCCUGAUCCUCCAACGCAACCUCCGCAUGCAAAAGCUCUGCUCCCGCCCCCAGAUGAAGGGCAAUCGCAGGAUCCGCAGGCCAGUCAGCGACCGGAAAAGUUGCCACUGCGUAGGAUAAUCGGAAAGAAGGCUGGGCCCGCUCUGAUGCCACCAGCUGCAGAUUCUACAGAUCAGGUUGCGGCUGCAGCUGAGACUUUGCAACUCGAAAGGCCAACAGCUUGCGAGCCCGACAGUGUGCUCAGGCAUUACAUUCUGCAGGCAAUGUCGGUCAUGCUCGAGGAGAACACUGGUGCCGUUGACAGUGUUUACUCUGUCCCUUUUGCUGAGGAAGCACUGCGCAGUCUUGGCUUUGUGUCUUUGGUGAAUUCUGAAAAGGACGAGAGUCGUGAGCGGUCACUGGACUUGAAUCGGAUGGCAAUGCGGGGGCACGUGUUCUUGCAGCUGGUUAGAAAGGCUUUAGGAAGAGUGGUGCUUCCGGAAGCAACCGGUCUGAAUCAACAUGAUUCGGCAGUGAAUUUCCUGGAGGUUCAGGGCGUGCGCAAGAUAACAGAUGCAUCGUACGAGGUGGAUGUGGGUUCUUCGCCGAUUUGCCUUACAAGCCUGGAGCAGAAUCUAACCCCUGUGGUCUUGUCUCUAGAUGCUUUGCCUCUGGAGUCACUUCUGGGUUUGCGGUUAUGGAAGCAAGGGCCCAUGUUGCACAACAAGUUUGUCGCACCGGACAUGAAUGCAGAUGAUGCAAAGCUGUAUGCAUCCACGGCUUGCGAGUCCUUGUUGCAGGAUCUCCUGGCAGGUGGACCUUUUUCUUUGCCGGGGCAAGAUUCCAUGUACCGGGACAAGUCCAAGUUGCUGGGCCUGCUGCUCAGUCAAGGCUUCGUUCUUAAAAACGAACAUGGAGGUUGGUCCCUGACUUCAGCAGGACAUGCUUGUGUGUCUGUGAGCACGGUCUUGCUCAGUCAAGAGCGAUUGGUGCGAGUUCGCGACGUUCCUUUUUCAGAUAUGGAAGUCAUGGAGCUUCUUCUGACUUUGAGGAAACAGAAUUGGUCACAUCGAUUGCUUGCGUCUCGGGAGAGCCUACCUUCUGGUUCCAGCUAUGUUGAGGGCACUUCUGAGAAGACAUGGUACUCCAGGAGUGGUGAGCUUACAGUCUGCAGGGAGUAUCUGUUGUGCUUGCUGACUGCGGGAGAACACAAGCAGGCCGUACCGCACAUGCAGAAGACUUCUGUGUACUCUGCCAUUUUGGGUAAGCCAGUGAAGACAGUGCAGCGUCGGAAGCAGCAGUUCAUGUUCUUGGACGAUGAGCAUUUGCUUGGUGUUGAUGACAGCGUGGCUUUAUCUCUUGCAGCGCCUAAAAGGCGAGCUCGCAGAUCACGGACUGCCGCUCCUUCCCUUGCCCUGGAAGAUGAUGCAGAUGAUGCUGGUGGGGUCAUGGCUGAGGCGAUGCAUGAUGCAGCUGAAGCCAGCGAUGAUGAUCAUGAUGACAAUGCUCUGCCUCUUGACGAUCCAUCAGUUGCGGCUGCGGCUCCGGCUGCUGUUGGCUCCGAUCCUUCAUCAAGCUCAUCAGACUCAUCAUCGUCAUCCUCAUUCUCUGGCUCAGACUCAGACUCAGGUUCUUCAUCUUCCUCGAGCUCCAGUUCAUCCUCAGAUGGUGAUGGUGCCGGUGCUGAUGCCGGUGCCAGAACGGGACCGGGGCAUCGAAGCAGAGGGCACAAGCGUCGUACCGACAACUCCAUUUCUUGGGGCAUCUGCCGCAUCACCCCGACCCACACAGGGUACCAGAUGACAUGCAAGCAUCCGAAGCAUGGUUCUGCGACUCUCGCGUGCACGAAAACGCGAUCAUCGAACAUCGCUGGAUCCGAUAUGGCGCUGCGACUCUUGAAAACGUGGGCGCUGUGGGGAAGAAAUUCCUCCACGAAAGAUCAUCACCAAAAGAAAAUCUGGAAAGCUGUGCUGGAGGCCCAGAAAAACGGGUCGCUACCAAGCAUGGAGGAGCUUGAUGCUGCUCCAGUGAGGACAUAUCCCAGCAGAUGA